Auxenochlorella protothecoides is the source of this 1332-nucleotide messenger RNA. RefSeq names its product Denticleless protein-like protein. Gene Ontology annotation, biological process: proteasome-mediated ubiquitin-dependent protein catabolic process. The record is from RefSeq and is a predicted model, not a curated record. The transcript has 6 exons. Gene Ontology annotation, cellular component: nucleus. Lineage: Eukaryota; Viridiplantae; Chlorophyta; Trebouxiophyceae; Chlorellales; Chlorellaceae. Gene Ontology annotation, molecular function: protein-macromolecule adaptor activity; protein binding. The coding region runs from base 1 to 1332 and encodes 443 amino acids.
AUGGUGGGCUCUCCAGCAUUCGCGGCAUCAUUCAACGGGGUGUACAAUCACGGCCGACUGCUGGCGCUGGCAGAUGAGGAGGGGUACCUGACCAUCAUUGACACCUCCCAGGCCCUCCCCCGCAGCACUGCCGACGAGGCCGGGCCGCGCCCCUCUGCUCAGUGGCUCGCCCACCGCAACGCAAUCUUUGACCUGGCAUGGUUCAGGGAGGACGAGGCCAUGCUGGCGGCGUCGGGCGACCAGACCAUCUCCUUGUGGGACACGGGCAUGGCCGAGCAGCUGGGAACCUUCUGCGGCCAUACCGGCAGUGUCAAGACCCUGGACCCCAUGCCCGGCAGCCGACACGUCUUUGCCUCGGGGGCGCGCGACGGCCAGCUGGCGGUGUGGGACACCAGGAUCCACUCGCGGACGCCCGAGGGCGGCACCCCCCCCGUCCUCACCGUCCAGGGCCGCCCCAAGCUGUCCGUCACCUCGGCGCUCUUCCUCCCCGACGCCCGCACGCUGGCCACCGGUGGCGUGGACGGCAUGGUGAGGCUCGGGCUGAAGCAGCACGGCGUGACCUGCCUGGCGCUGCACCCCGACGGCGCGCGCCUGCUGGUCAGCCUGACCGGCGGGCACCACCUGGCCUUCGAUGUACUUCGCCCCGGGGCGGGGCCGCGCGCGGUCUACGCCGGGCAUGCCGCGGCCUCCUUCUACGUCAAGGCCGGGUUCAGCCCCGACGGCCGCUUCCUGGCCAGCGGCUCCUCCGACCGCCGCGUGCACGUGUGGGAGGGGCACGAAGGCGAGGUCACCGCCGUGGCCUGGUGCCCCACCGACCCCGACCGCCUCGCCUCGGCCGCCGACGACGCGACGGUCAGGGUGUGGGCCCGCCGCCCCCGCGCGCGCGACCCCGAGCCGGCGGCGGAGCGGUGCCCGCGCUCCGCGCGCCAGCUGCUCUCUGGCUUCCUCGGCCCAGCCGCGGCACGCGGCUGGGCCGGCGAGCCCGCCGAGCGCCCCGCGCCCUGCGAUGAGGGGCGAACAGGGCCAGCCUCGGACCCAGCCGCCCCCGAGCGCUGCGCCACCACGGCCAUCAGCGCCGGCGCGCUGCCGGGGCUGGCCACGCCCGCCACGCCGCGCGGGGCGGGGACGGGGGAGCGCGGCGGGGGCAGCCCGCCGCCCGCGUGGCGGCUGGCCGACUACGCCACCCCCGGCGGCGCGCUGGCGGGGCGGAGCGGCGCGGCGGGGAGCGGGGCCACGGGGAGGAAACGGGCGCGCCAAGCGAGCAUCGCGGCCUUCUUCACCUCGCCCCUGCGGAGACCCGUCAUCGACCUCACCUGCCAGGCCCCCGGCUGA